This is a messenger RNA of Fibroporia radiculosa, 108 nucleotides long. RefSeq lists its product as uncharacterized. The record is from RefSeq and is a predicted model, not a curated record. Bases 1 to 108 code for a protein of 35 amino acids. Lineage: Eukaryota; Fungi; Basidiomycota; Agaricomycetes; Polyporales; Fibroporiaceae. The transcript is spliced from 2 exons.
AUGUCACCUGAUAUUUCAGUUAGACUCUGGCUUGGGGAUUUAUCAUCACCACCAGUUAGUAAGAUGGCACACGUCUAUCUUAUCUUAUCAGAUAGCAAUUCAAUAUAG